Molecule: messenger RNA, 545 nt
Organism: Drosophila novamexicana
Lineage: Eukaryota; Metazoa; Arthropoda; Insecta; Diptera; Drosophilidae
Exons: 3
Coding region: 18-470 (150 amino acids)
Source: RefSeq, a predicted model, not a curated record
GCUAUCGAAAUAUCGCAAUGAAGACGUCUCACGUGGGAAAAUUAUACGAAGAUAAAGUUGAAAGGAAAUUUAGUUCGAUGCGAUUUCCGCCAAAAGCAAUACCAAAACACGUUCUUACACGUACCCUUAAAAUAGUAAAUGAUUCAAAUGACGAGUUUUGGUUAAACAAAAACUCAUCAUGUGCGGCGCCAGUUACCUACGAACAAAGCAAUGCUAAAAAGCAUUCGGACGCUUAUAAAAAGUUGAAUUUGGCACGCAAAUGUAUGUUGACACGAGAUUGGCAUAACUUGGCUAAAUUAUUAACGUCCAACCUAGUCGGUGACAGUAUUAUUCAAAAAAGUUCAUAUCCUAUUUUUUCAGAAUACGUCUCAAUCUUUUUAACCAUGGAGGAUCCCGAACUUUUGAAAAAACUUCAGCAGACUAUAUCCCCAUCUGGGUCGCAGCCUACCAAUAAAAAUACAAAACCUUAAAUUCCAUAACAAAUGUUAAUAACUUAUGCAUUAAAUACCGAAUAUUUUAAACGAAAUAUAUGUUAGAUAGUAUGU